Molecule: messenger RNA, 2044 nt
Organism: Daldinia decipiens
Lineage: Eukaryota; Fungi; Ascomycota; Sordariomycetes; Xylariales; Hypoxylaceae
Product: Formyltransferase
Exons: 4
Coding region: 353-1858 (501 amino acids)
Biological process (GO): biosynthetic process; conversion of methionyl-tRNA to N-formyl-methionyl-tRNA
Cellular component (GO): mitochondrion
Molecular function (GO): methionyl-tRNA formyltransferase activity
Source: RefSeq, a predicted model, not a curated record
UUACGGAACAUGUACUGUGCAUGCCAAGACUUUUCAUCGUUAAGCUCUUUUCUCACAACUUAUAAUUUUCAGUUAACCCGAGCUCAUUAACCUAACCACCACGAUACACAACUGCUUAAUUAUAAGAUUCUCACUUGUUUAAGAGGGUAAUGCAACCUAAAUAGUCCAAGGUGUUUAAUAAUUCACCAAAAAUACCUCACUCCUGGAUCGUAGCUUCAGGCUUAUAUGGAUGAAGGGAAAUAAGUAUCCCGGUGGUGCAUUUGCUGUUUGACUCUAGUAUUCCGUACACUUUCAACUCUUCAACCAAAGUAGGGGGAAAUAUUAGGGAGACGUAUCAGCCGGAGAUAUUGAAAUGCGGCCACUGCUGCGACAAGUCGCCGCGGCGCCUUUCCGUUCUAAACCAUGCCACGAGCUGUCAAGGACACAGGAACUCGAUGUCCUACUACUACGGUCUAGCAAUGCGCUCAUCUUCCAACCCGCAAUGCGGAGGCCGACCCAGCUAUCGAGGAUAUGUAAUGUCUGUCGCCAAAUACGGCGGUACACCAGCAACACUACAACUACCACCAACCCACUAAAAGAGGAGGAGGCGAAGGAGAGAAAGGCGAAAACGUCAGAUCCUCUACGCAUCCUAUUCUGCGGCUCCGAUGAAUUCAGCUGUGCCUCCCUCGAAACGCUGCAUCAGGAGCAUAUACGCAACCCGGCGCUCAUCCAGUCCAUCGACGUCGUGGUCCGGCCGGGUAAGCGCACGGGGAGGAAAAACAAAUUCAUCCAGCAUCCACCGAUUAGAGACCUAGCUACGAGGCUGGGCCUUCCGAUCCACGAGAGGGAUACUUUUACAGGAUGGGAUAUGCCCUCUCACAUCAACCUCAUAAUCGCCGUAUCCUUCGGCCUCUUCGUGCCCCCGCGUCUCCUCGGCGCAGCCCAAUACGGAGGCCUAAACAUCCACCCCUCUCUCCUGCCCGACCUGCGCGGGCCCGCCCCCCUGCAACACGCCCUGCUCGCCGGCCGCACUCACACCGGCAUCAGCCUGCAGACCCUCGACCAUCAAGCCUUCGACCACGGCUUGAUUCUUGCGCGCACGCCGCCCCUGCCGAUCCCCCCUGGUGCUGACUACGCGAGCUUACUCGCUUACGCAACGCCCCUGGCCGCGCAGUUAUUAGUGCAGGGGCUGAGGGAAGGGCUCCACGUCCCGCCGCUAGAGGAGGCGGCGGAACAUAGCCAUGGGCCGGAAGAGAGUGGGAGUCAGGAUCGAGAGGUGGUGGAAUCACGUGGGCACCCAGAAAAUCUCCUCCACGCGCCUAAAAUCACAAAACAAGACCGCCAGCUCCGAGUCAGCACUCUACCGCACUUAUGGCGCCGGUACCGCGCGCUAGGCCCGCCGUGGUUCUGGGCGCGCGGUCGGCAGCGUAUGCGGAAGCAGGGUGUGCGGAAGCGCGUUAUUGUUGAGCGAGUUGCUGGCGAAGACGCUACGCUAUCGGAUGUAGCGCUUACUUUCACCCUUACUGCAGAUGCGAGCUCCACGUCUGGUUUUAGUAUAGAUGAGAAGCAGAAGAAGACGCUGGUCCUUGAUGCGGCUGCGUAUGCUGCUGCAAGUGGAGUCGGGCCUAGUGUACCGCGGUUAGUAGCUUUUGAGCAGGACGAUGCCGCUGGUGGCAUUGACGGUGAAGGUAUUAGUGAGGCGGAAAACAGUGCCGAGCAAACUCAUCUCGUGCUGUGGUUUCCCGAGGGAGAUAGCGAAGUGUGUUACUUAGGACCCUACCGCAUCGAGAUGGUAAACGUUGAGGGCGACAGGCCAAGGCCGCCGGCGCGGGCGCUGAAGAAAUUCCUUGUCCCAGUGGAGUUACCUGAGAUUGAAUGACGGAAGACGAGUACGGGUUAGUAAGGAGGAGUGGUUGUGAGUAAGGAAAGCUUGUUGAUAGUAGCGCUUGGGAACCUGUAUAGUAUCAAGCAAAUCACAUGGCAGAACGGGGAACAAAUAAAAUAGAGAUUUAUUAGUACACGACAAAUAGUCUAGUUCCUUGUAGAACUAAUGUCGACACAUAGU